Messenger RNA from Lottia gigantea (owl limpet), 462 nucleotides. RefSeq lists its product as hypothetical. The transcript has 2 exons. Gene Ontology annotation, molecular function: enzyme regulator activity; calcium ion binding. The record is from RefSeq and is a predicted model, not a curated record. The annotation marks the transcript as partial. Lineage: Eukaryota; Metazoa; Mollusca; Gastropoda; Lottiidae.
GUUUUAGAAUUUAAAGAAGCGUUUAGUUUAUUUGAUAAAGAUGGUGAUGGUACUAUAACUACUAAAGAAUUAGGUACUGUAAUGAGAUCUCUAGGUCAAAAUCCAACCGAAGCAGAAUUACAAGAUAUGAUUAACGAAGUCGACGCAGACGGAAACGGAACGAUAGAUUUCCCAGAGUUUUUAACAAUGAUGGACAGAAAAAUGAAUAACGCAGAUUCAGAAGAAGAAUUAAGGGAAGCCUUUAAAGUUUUUGAUAAAGAUGGCAAUGGGUAUAUUAGUGCGUCAGAAUUGCGACACGUUAUGAUCAAUUUAGGAGAAAAGUUAACCGACGAAGAAGUGGACGAAAUGAUCCGCGAAGCUGAUAUAGAUGGUGAUGGACAAGUGAAUUAUGAAGGUAAGAUCAAGGUCGUCGCAGUCUUUGUAUUUGUUUACGAAUUUUCAGGCCAAUCUGUGGGCUUCUGA